Messenger RNA from Laetiporus sulphureus 93-53, 1303 nucleotides. RefSeq lists its product as uncharacterized. Bases 140 to 1054 code for a protein of 304 amino acids. The transcript is spliced from 3 exons. NCBI's taxonomy places the organism in Eukaryota, Fungi, Basidiomycota, Agaricomycetes, Polyporales, Laetiporaceae. The record is from RefSeq and is a predicted model, not a curated record.
GUGCCAUGCGGGACGCCGCCGACAGCGAUGAAAGGCCUCCGCGGCUCUCGCUUAGGGUCCCCGAGGGUCAUAUCAGACGUCUUACUACCUCGGAAUACAAAGGGGACCUGCGUUGUCUAACUCUGUAACACUCGACAGGAUGCUGUACUUUCUCCUUACCCCCUUCGUCGAGGUGUACAGGUAUGCCCUGGAACCCGUCGCACCAUUUACUUGGUUCGGGCUCCCAUUCUGCUUGCUGGACGUUGCGGCAGCGCUCCGGACGUGUAUUGCCCUUCGCCAGCUCAGAGAGCAAUUCCACGCACAACACGUCGCGAAAGUAGAAGCCUCUGGAGGCAAGGCCGUUACUAAGGAGGUUCAGGAGAGAUCGUUCCUGAGGGAUGCUAGUGCCACUCUCCUCGUCGUGUUUGGUGGAGAAGCUAUAACAGCACCUGCUCUCGGGAUACCGUGCUCGUUCAUGAUAUCGGGCGCAGGACCAGCGUUGUACUCAGCUAUUCAGGCUGUGGUAAACUGGCUACCAUCGGUCCCCCAGCAGGCACUGCAGGGUGAACUUCCUGUCUCGGUUCUAGACGGCUUUACACGUGCAUUUCUCCUUUGCGACCUCAUACCGCCGAUGAUUGUUGGCCACUCGGUGCAGAAGGUGUCCAAUUCUCCGUGGUCGUUGCUCAUGGCAUCUCUGAUCACCGCAAAUGGCGGUUGGUUUUUCGUGAACCUCUUCUCGUUCCUCCAACCGUACGCUCUGACAGUCACCACGCCACCCGACCUGAUGCCUUUCGGGUGGACCACCACCGACCUCUGGUGUGCUCCUGUCAUCACUGGAUUAUACGCACUCCUCACCCACGCUCAGCCCUUUUGGGCGGACGCACACGCUGUAGCCAUGGGGUGGCUUGGUGCAGCGAUGACUGAGGAAGAGAAGGUACAGCCGGUGGACCCAGAAUAUGCCCGUGCUGCUUGCGCCGCGCUGUUGGCCAUCAUGUUUUCGACGCGCACGCUGAGGAACUUCCGUGCCGCGGCUCACGCGAGGCUAGCGACCUCACCUAAGAUCAAGGUUCAGUAGAGCAUUGUGCGGUGAAUGACUAUACGUUGCACAAGGCUGGAUGAACUAGCUUUGGUUACCUACGGUUCGGUUUAUGGAUCAAGACUUGUCGGUAUAAGGAACUGCCCUCAAGCUAGAUUGUUAUGACAAUGAUAUGGCCGUGCAUUCUACUACGAAUGUGAGCGUAUGGUUGAUAGAUUGUAUCUCGUAUACUUGUAACGUUCGGAUUUAAAGUCAAUGGGCGAACACAACAUUGUAUGGUCUAAUGUU